Messenger RNA from Oncorhynchus nerka (sockeye salmon), 5485 nucleotides. RefSeq names its product ubiquitin carboxyl-terminal hydrolase 31-like. Gene Ontology annotation, molecular function: cysteine-type deubiquitinase activity. Gene Ontology annotation, biological process: protein deubiquitination. The record is from RefSeq and is a predicted model, not a curated record. NCBI's taxonomy places the organism in Eukaryota, Metazoa, Chordata, Actinopteri, Salmoniformes, Salmonidae.
UCCUGCAGUGUCCGUGUUUUUGUAGCUGAAAGUGUGAAAGACUCCGUUGCAAUGGAUAGUCGGAUUUAGGAGAAUACCUCGGCUUGGAAAGCAUAAGAAAUCUUACAAUCCCACUCAAGUUAACCAAGGAUACGGAAUUAAACGUCUCUGCUUGGUAACUGCAUUUCUAUUUUCGGGUGGGAUGGAAGGACACUUCUGCGCAAGGGACUCAUUUAUGCAGUGGUUAGAUCUCUGGCUAGCAAAGCUAGCUAAUGUGCAUAUGCUAACUAUAAAAACAAUCAGCUAGCUACAAGAAACGAUUUGCAUGAACGUCAGUGGAUAGGUUGACUCGUUUAGCAUAUACAAAUGCAUUCCGUCAGCUUAUUGUAAUUUGUGUAUUUUACUAAAUCGAAUCACUUAAAAUGGAUUAAUGGAUAGUUUACAAGCUAGCUAGCCAAUUUAGCUAGCUGAUUAGCUAGCUAUGGAUUGUUGUUGUGUUAGCUGACACGCUAGGUUUAGCUGUCCAGUUAAAUAAACAUAACACUUGUCUUUGAAAAUGUGGUGACACGUAUUUAAUGGUAGUCAGUACUGUACCCCUAGUAUGGCAAAUAUAUCCCAGCAAGCUACUGUUAGCUAACGUUAGUUAACUAGCUAGUUGAUGGGUUGAGAUGUAACUUGACUUCCCAAUUAAGAUGUAGCACCAGACAGCUGAAAGUUAAUUCUAGUUUGCUAGCUAGCUCAGCUCAUUCCUCACAGGAAAGAUUGUAAUUUGACAUUUAUUGCAUGAGGGGGUGCCCAACAAGUCAGGCAAUCAUGUCAAGUAAAGCCACGACUAAAGAGAAGAAAUCUGGUAGCUUCAGCAAGAAACUCUUCAGACGAGGCUCUGUGCGCUCCGUGGGUAGUUUUAUGGGCAGAGUCUUAAGGACCCUGUCAACCCUGUCCCAUUUUGGAUCAGAUGGGCAUGCUAUUGAAGGUGACAAAGACGACGGGGGUUUCACAUUAUUCAAAACUGGAGGCAAAGAUUCACCAGCUUUGGAUGAUAGUGACCGUUUCCUCGGAGAAAAGGUCCCUGGAGUGUCUGGUCUCAAAAACCAUGGUAACACUUGUUUCAUGAAUGCCAUCCUCCAGUGCCUGAGUAACACUGAACUCUUUGCUGAGUAUUUGGCACUGGAACAAUACCGGGGAGUCGAGGAAACGGAUGAGGAGAAGGAGAAACCAAAGACAAACGGUGUGCAUUUGGGGAGGAAGGGCCCUCAUGACAGAGGCGAGGUGACCGAGCAGCUGUCUGGACUGGUCCGGGCCCUGUGGACAUUUGAAUACACCCCACAGCACAGCAGGGAGUUCAAAAAUGCUGUCUCAAAGAGUGCUUUGCAGUAUAAAGGCAAUGCUCAGCAUGAUGCCCAGGAGUUUCUGCUCUGGCUUCUGGACAGGGUACAUGAAGACCUCAACAACCAUCCCAACAACAGGCCUUCCAUUAAGCCACCAGUGGAAGAGGAUGAUGGGGGUCUAGAGGGGCCUUCUCUUCCACUCUCUACCGGUUCAUUUGUGCAAGAGCUAUUUCAGGCCCAGUACAGGUCGUCGCUCACCUGCCCGCAUUGCCAAAAACAGAGCAACACCUUUGAUCCUUUCCUCUGCAUCUCCCUUCCCAUCCUCUUACCUCACACAAGGCCUCUGUAUGUGACAGUGGUCUACCAGGGGAAGUACUCUCACUGUAUGAGGAUCGGCGUGGCCGUGCCCCUGAACAGCACCGUGUCCAGACUCCGAGAUGCUGUGUCACGUGAGACCAAGAUCCCCCUGGACCAGUUUGUUUUGACGGAGAUGUACUACGACGGUUUCCACCGCUCCUUCUGUGAUGACGACGACGAUCUCGAUAUCAUUCAGGAGAGCGAUUCCAUCUUUGCCUUUGAGACGCCUGAGAUGUUCAGACUAGAGAACAUUCGAACCAAGAGAGGGAGUCUCCUUGCCAACCUGAACCAGAACAACUUAAAGUUUGGGAAUGAGAUGAGCAGGACUCCAUCUUUCAUGCAAGGAGCCGUGAUUCCUGCCACUGCGUCGGCCAAUAAGAACACAGGGGCCGACAAGAUGGUCCUGCUGAUCUGUAACCGAGCCUGCACCGGUCACCAAGGGAGGAGGUUUGGUCUUCCAUUUGUUCUGUACAUGGAUCGCACUGUGACCUGGGAUAUCCUGCAGAAGGAGAUCCUGGAGAAGAUGCAUCACCUGCUCAGGCCAGGAGUUUACAUUCAGGUGGGGCCCUUCAGCCUACGAGUGGUUGGUGUGGUUGGCAUCACGUACCUCCUGCCCCAAGAGGAGCAGCCUCUCUGUCACCCAACAGUGGAAAGAGCGUACAAGUCCUGUGGCCAGGGGGGACCGCCGCACGUCAAGAUAGUGGUGGAGUGGGACAAAGAGACCAAGGAUUAUCUGUUUGGGCUCACUGAGGAAGAGUACAUCCCUGAUGCUGAGAGUGUGUAUCUGCACAGAGAGCAACACCAUCAGCCCCAGGCCUGCACCCUCGCUCAGUGCCUCCAGCUCUACACCAAAGAGGAGCAGCUGGCCCCAGAUGAUGCCUGGCGCUCCCACUGCAAGCAGCUGCAGCAAGGCCACAUCAAGCUCAGCCUGUGGACCCUGCCUGAUGUGCUCAUACUGCACCUCAAGAGGUUCAGACAGGAAGCUGACAGGAGGGUGAAGAUGCAGAACAUGGUGCGGUUCCCUCUGCUUGGCAUGGACAUGGCUCCUCACAUGGUGAAGAGGUCCCAGAGCAGCUGGAGCCUGCCCUCUCACUGGUCACCAUGGAGACGACCCUACGGCCUGGGGCGUAACCCUGACGACUACCUGUACGACCUGUACGCCGUCUGCAAUCACCACGGAAACAUGCAUGGAGGCCACUACACAGCUUACUGUAAGAACUCUGUUGACGGCCAGUGGUACUGCUUUGACGACAGUGAGGUCCAGCCCGUCGCUGAUGAUGAUGUGUGUCAGCAGACGGCCUACAUCUUGUUCUACCAGAGGAGGAACACGAUCCCCUCCUGGUCCGCCAACAGCUCCGUAGCAGGCUCCACCAGCUCAUCUCUGUGUGACCACUGGGUGAACCGUCUCCAAGGCAGCAGGCCGGCCAGCCUGGCUUCCGGGGCCUCCUCCAGACGCACCUCUCUGGCCUCCUUGGGCGAGUCAGUGGAGUUCACCACAGGGGACCGCAGCGAAGAUGACGGUGGAUUUUCGACCCGUCCCUUUGUUCGGAGCAUCCAACGUCAGAGCUUGUCUUCCAGGUCAUCCAUUGCCAGUCCUCUGGCCUUCAGUGAGAACAGCAUGAAGCCCUCCUGGUCCCUCUCUGCCAAGCUCCAUAUGAGGUCCAACUCCCCCUCACGCUUCUCCCUGGACUCACGCUCCUCUCCCCCCUUGGAGAGGAUAGGAGAAAGGGGAGAGGCCUGUGAUGACAAGGUAUCCACAUCUUGCUUCGGUAGCUACAGCCGGCAUGAGCGCUACCCUGGUGGCAGGGCCCCCUUGGCCAUGAUGGAGGGGAACAGCACCGACCAGGACCAUGGCAGGAGGAUCCUAGAUGAAGUCUACUGCAGGGCCCCCACGCCGGCCGAUAAGAAGAGCUCCAAGAGUGACCCAACGGACAACAACAACCAGAUAACAGCCCUGAACCAAAACGCAAGCCCCCUGUCGAAAGAGCAGAAACGCAAGAGCAGCACUGCCGGAUCUGCCCCAAAGUUAGAGAGCGCCAGGUCCAAAAAGAGUUCCAUCAAGUCUGAGCCAGAGAAAAACUCCAAGAAGCGCCAGUGUUCGUCCUCCACCCCCAAAUCCUCUACAUCCCAAAUGUCUUCCAGCCCUGUGGUAAAGGGCCCCAAGGUGACCACCUCUAAAGACAAGACCACCAGCAGCAGCAGUGCUACGCCCACCAGGACCCCGUCCAAAAAGAAAGAGUCUUUGUCUUCCAAGGGUCCUGACUCGGCAGAUGGAACCCCCCAGCGCAAGCAACGCAUCUCCACACCGCUGUCCUCUGCUUCCCCCUCCCCCACCAUAAAGAAGAGUGCCUCUGGCCUUGAGAAGACCACCUCUGGUCAGAAGAAGCUGCUGGAGAGGAGCUGCAGUCGGGACUCAGGGUUAGUAAGCCCUCUGGUUGAUAGACCACGCUGGGGCAGCAACGCUGCAGCCAGGACCCCCACCAAGACUGCUGCGGAGGGGGUCCGUCCAGAGAGGAGGUUUUUGCGGAGUUCCAUCAGCAGCUCCUCUGUCACCAGCCUGCGCUCCCCCAGUGUCUCCUGCAGGGACCCUAGGCACAGCAGCAAGUCAGAGGACAAGGGCCUGUCGUUCUUCAAGAACGCCCUGCGCCAGAGAGAGUCCCGUCGGUCGGCCGAUCUGGGUAAGACCAGCAUCCUGGCCAAGAAGGCCUCUGAGAGGACAGCCAGGCGGAGCGUUCAGGGGGAUGGGUCGGCCUGUGCCUCAGAGCAUCAUGUGAACAAGGUUGUCAUUGAGGUAAAGGAGUCCUCCAAGCCCUCCACCCCAGUCAGACGCUCUCUGUUGCCUGUUAUAGGUAAAUCCAAGUCUUCCACUUCUGAAUCCAGUCUUAAUUCUCCCCCCAAUGGGAAAAAGCCUCUUGAGAAGCAGGCGUCCUCCAGAAAUCUUUCUGCCAGCAUGCAGUCUUCUGCACGCCCAACACAGAAGCCUCAAUGACAUCAUAUAUCGAUAGCAGUCUCAUUGUUUUAUGUAUGCAGCAUUUUUUUUCCCAUGUGCCUAAGAUAUAAAUAUAUAUAGAUUGAGAGAAUAUAUAAUAUAUAUAUAUAUACUUGUAUUUUUCUUUUCAUAAGCAAGAUGUAAAUGAUCAAAAGCGCCUUUCUAUCCUGUCAUGGAACCAAAUCAUUGCCUUUGGCAAAGUAUGGUAUUAGUCUACUACUGUACACAAAACUGAAUAGGAAUGUUUUAAGAUAGCACUUUGUAAAUAGAGUAUGGAAUAUUUUUUCCCAGAACAACACUAUAUACAGUAACAUAGUUAAUAAAAAUCUAUUACUGUCAAUUUUUAUGUAUUACAUUUACUUGGUUUAAAAAGGUCACGUGAAACUAGAGUAACGGGUCUAGGACUUGACAUUUAUUAAGGCUGUAAGGGUACACUAGUCUGAAGAUAUUUUGUGGAGUAGUCUAAAAUGUUACUCCUUUUCUACAUCUGGUGCUGUUCAAAGGGCAAUACUGGCACUGUUUGAAAUAUUUAAAAUGCUGAGGUUCUGAAAUAAAAAAUAUCUAUGUCGGGUCAGCAACAGGCGUCCUGUGGCGCGAAACCAGCCAGGAAGUUAUUUUUUUGGGGGGGGUUGGGGGACUACCCAAAGUUUUUAGUAUAAACAAAUAUAUGUAUAUAUUUUGGGAAUUGUUUUUGGUCAAAAAAUGUGUUUAGUUUAGGAACUCUGUUUCCAAGUAUUUUCUUGAAUAAAAAAAGAGAUGUGAUCGUGUCUCAAUGUAAUCAAGAUAUGAAAUGAUUGUUCUCAAAUACAAUCUGUUUUUGGCCUUAGUUAUG